Messenger RNA from Rhinocladiella mackenziei CBS 650.93, 1533 nucleotides. RefSeq lists its product as uncharacterized. The transcript has 2 exons. The record is from RefSeq and is a predicted model, not a curated record. NCBI's taxonomy places the organism in Eukaryota, Fungi, Ascomycota, Eurotiomycetes, Chaetothyriales, Herpotrichiellaceae. Gene Ontology annotation, biological process: proteolysis. Gene Ontology annotation, molecular function: metallopeptidase activity. The coding region runs from base 1 to 1533 and encodes 510 amino acids.
AUGCCAUCUUCUGGAGCUCAGCCAGCCCCUCCUAACCGAGAAAAGUGCAAGCAUGAUUCUCUGACUUUCUCCCCUUCUAACCAUGCCGUGACUUGGGGAUACUCUCCAUACACAAACCAACAGAUCCUAACUGCCAUCACUGGCAAGAGAAAACAUUCACCCCGAGCCGCCUUCAGCCACCAUUUGGACAUCUUCCCGGCUCCUCUGGUCCUCCCUGGUGAUGAGAUUGACGUGGACCCGACGUGUCCACCACAAAGUUUUCGGUCGUGGGUGAACCUCGGAGUACGGAAUCAUGUCACAUCUCGUCGAAAUGUGAUAUAUGUCGCUGUUUCGCCCGAAAUUGAUCCCAGUGUGGGCUAUAUGAGAGAGUGGUGCCGCCCAAAAGUUGAUUCAUCAAUGAAUUCCAAAACCCCCAUCCAAUCCACUCUCGAUAUCAGUUCGGUGGUUGCCUACCUUCAGGCUUUCUACCACGGGCUCGAGGUCAAGCUAUUUCCAACAAAGCUGACCUUUACUUCGUGGACACACUCCCCCGGUCACAGGCCGACGCGCAGUCAGAAAACACCGUCGAAAGGACAUUCUGGAGUCGAAUAUGUUGCCCUCUCCACCCAACGCGAACUUGUUCGCAUCCGUGUGCGCAGCAGAGCCCCUCUCGAUUCGGUGUCUCCACCUCACCUAUUUCCAUACACCCACCAGUUGAAUCUCAGCGAUCUAACAGAUGGCGCCAUCAGUAUUCUACCUUCAGACGCGUAUGCGCUCCUAUUGACGACCGUGCACGACAUAUAUGAAUCAGAUGAUGACGACUUCUGUUGUGGACGUGCGUGGGGUGCAAGCCGGGUUGCCAUUGUGUCGAGUGCACGAUAUGAUCCUGCCCUGGAUAAAUUGCAUGCAGUCGAUGAAGAUCAUGUUUGGCCGGCAAGUCAUUGCAAGACGUUCGUUGAAGAAAUGAGCAGGGAAAACCUAGAUGGUGAGGGACUGGACCGGGUAGAGAAGCGCCGAAAGAUCACCAAAUCUGCGACCGCUGCCUAUUCCUUAUCUCUGCAGAAAGCUCUCAAAGCACACAUGACUUCCGUCAACGUGCCGCCAUUGUCCCCGUUGGAUAUAUCCUCGGCUAAUCUGUUCCGCCUGUGCCGGACUGCUUCGCAUGAAUUAGGUCACUGCUUAGGACUCGAUCACUGCAUGUACAAGGCCUGUCUCAUGCAAGGUGCCGCUUCUGUAGCAGAGGAUCUACGACAACCACCGUAUUUAUGUCCGAUCUGUGAGCGGAAAGUUGGCUGGGCGGUGUGGGGAAGAGACAUGGCCAGGAGUAUGCCAAAAGCGAAGGUCGGAAAGACGAAGGGUAAAAACAAAAGGACACUGAACAGGGAAAUGGACAAUUCUGAUUGGGAACGAAAAUUUUCAAAUUGGAAACUGGAUAGGUGUUUGGCGAUGAAGCGAUUUUGCGAGGGACAGGGAGGGAGUUUUGCUGUCUUUGCGGCAUGGUUGGAGGAUAUGCUUGAGGUUACGGGUACUCGGUCUGGAGGCUCUGAUCUGUGA